CCUCGCGCCGCACGGGCGCAUUGCCGUUGCAGAACGCGCGCCUGCUCUGUCGUCGCCGUUGAGCUCUUCGCUCUCCGGCACGCUCGCUUCCACUUCUAACGUGCGCCCCUUGCCUCUGGCGGAGACAACUUCCUGGAUUACUCUCGCGCGUCUCUGCAACAUCUUCCGACUUGCUUCGCCGUGUGUUGGAACUCCUCUGCAACCACGACGCAAACCAGCAACAUGCCUGCCGACAGGGCACCGAGCAAGGCCAGCGAACUGCGACGGAGUACCAAGCCCAUCAUGGAGAAACGUCGCAGGGCUCGCAUCAACCACAGCCUCACUGAACUGAAGAAUCUCAUCUUGGAUGCACUGAAAAAAGAUAACGCACGGCACUCCAAACUGGAAAAGGCCGACAUCCUGGAGAUGACGGUCAAGCACCUGCAGCAGCUGCAGAGGCAGCAGGCCGCGCGCUCCAUCGUCUCCGACAGUUCGGUGACCGACAAGUUCCGCGCCGGCUACCGAGAGUGCGCCGCCGAAGUCGGUCGCUACCUGGGACGCCUCGACGGUGUGGACGGCGCCGUCCGUCAACGGGUCAUGGGUCACCUGGCCUCCAGGGUCUCCGAGCUAUCCACUCCUCCCCCGAGUCCCGGCAGCGAAGACGGUGGCCACUUCUUCAACGCCGCCGCCGGAAGCGUUCAACUGCUCCCCACGAGACUGCCGUCGGGCGAGAUCGCCUUCCUGCUGCCCCAGCCCUCCCAACUGUCCGUGUACGCGCCGGUCUCGCCUCCAGCCACACCCGGUCUCGCCACGACCGCCACCUCCUCCGGCAUCCUCAGUCCCGCCUGCAGCGAACGAUCGGUGUCUUCGUCGUCUGCGUCGCUGUCGUCGCCCCCAAGCCCGGUCUCGCCAUCGUCCUGCUCGUCUUCCUCGACCUUCUCUCACCACCAAAGCCUCGGCUUGUACGGCGUGAUGCCGGCGACGCAAGCCGCUGUCAAGGUCGAAGACGAAGCCGUCUGGAGGCCCUGGUGAAGCAGACAGAGUCUGCUCCAGACGACGCACCACUGCAAACCGGUGUCGGCGGAGGAAGGGUCCGGAUGAGUCUUUUUUUCCCGGUCCCGUGUUUCUGAGAUCAUCCAUCCACCGCCCUUCCCCGUACACCGCUACAAAAUGCACCAUGAUCUCUACGGACAGUUCCUCCCACCAGCGUGUUUUUUACACACGCGUCCCCGUCGAUGUCCUUCCCCGUUGGACCCUCCCAGAACCACCGCAAGUGCCUUAACGUAAAGAACCAUCCUGGGACUCUUUCAAUGCGACCAACUGCGAAUACGUUGCUGUGUUUUUCAAGAAGCAAAUUGUUAUCGCGCGCGUCUCCCCCCAAAAAACAGCAUUGUUAUCAGACGCGUUAAGUUAUUUAAACCCACCUGUUAUCGCGAAAGAAAGGGCACGUAGAAGGACUGAUAAGGCGGCUUCUCGUUUUUUGUUAAUAUUGUAUAUAGUUAUCAAAGUCAGAUUGUUUACUGCAAGUGCUCUUGUCAAAUCAUCGCCUUCGCAUGCGCGAGCAUGUCUCAUAUGUGAAACUGCUUUCAAUGUAGUUUUGUACUCCAACUGUGAUAUUUCGCUGCGAUGGGUCUGGCCGUCAGCUCACGAUGUGUUCGAUGUUUUCUUUUUUUUUUUUUCUUCAUUCAUCGCACGGCGGCCUUACCUUCGCUACAAACCAACCCAUCUUCAACUAUACAUUCGUGGCUUGUCGAAGCGUGCGAAAUAUUUAUGACAUUUUUUUUUCUUGUACAAUUAUGUUUGAAGAGGAAAAAAGGAGUCUUCUCGGUCGGCCCUUUGAUGCCGCCGAGUCUAAAUAAAACAAAUGCUGUUUCGAACAUGA
Dermacentor andersoni is the source of this 1861-nucleotide messenger RNA. RefSeq names its product protein deadpan-like. The record is from RefSeq and is a predicted model, not a curated record. Lineage: Eukaryota; Metazoa; Arthropoda; Arachnida; Ixodida; Ixodidae. Gene Ontology annotation, molecular function: protein dimerization activity; DNA binding. Gene Ontology annotation, biological process: regulation of DNA-templated transcription.